GCAUCAUUCCGGCCAGAGAGGGGCAGUAGAUCAUUUUCACAGAGCCAAACCGGAAGUUGAAAGGACUAUGAAAGUCAAACUGUAGCAUGGUGAGCGUUUUCACAUAACCUACAGGGAAAAUGUCUUUGUACACUUUAUUCAGGAUAGUAACGUUAUCCAAAGGUAUCGCAAACAACGCCACAACGUCGCUGUGCAGAACGAGCGCUCUGAACAGAAUACAGACAUGUGGAUAUGCUAAGAAAGUUGUGGCUAAAGUUAAAGGCAAAGGGAUGAUUAAACCGGAUCGGCAAGGUCCCGAGGUUUGUACAGACCCCGUCAGACUCACUACUCAUGCAGUAGGGGCCAACAUCUUCAAGCAAGGAGAAGACCCCCAGCUGAAACCUCAUGACCAAUAUCCAGAGUGGUUGUUCGAGUUGAACCUGGGAGCGCCCAAAAAGCUGAAAGAGAUGGAGCCGGACACCUGGGAAUACUGGAAGCGCUUGAGGAAGGAGAAUAUUUGGCGUAAUAACAAACUGCAAAAAGGGAAGAAGUUUUAACUCGCACUGGACUGACAGAUCACUUCUUCCUGUUCAUUGGGUUGCUUCUCUCUGGACUGAAUUAACCGACAUAGUAUACGUUCAGAGCCAGGGUUCCUGAAUGCCACUUUAAGUGUGUUGAUUCAAAUCAUGAAGAAUCUUUAAUGGCACUCUGGUGACAAUACCUGAAAGCUAUAAAGUACAAAAAUACAGGAACUUUCUGAACCAAAGCUGAAUAACACAAGAAUGGUGACCUUGGAAAUUUGAGUGGCUGACGAGGUCCAUUUUGGAGUUGUUCUGGAGCAUUUACAUCUUCUUCAGCAGACACCAUUUGUGCAGUUGUGAUGACAUUUUAAUAUUCAGUGAAGCUUGUGUUCAAUUUCAAAAAGGUAGUUAUACAUUCUUUGCUUCCAGGAUUAUGCAUUGCAUUUAAAUAAAUUGUAUGUAUAAAACACAUGUAUGUUUUUUCAGUGGUUUUUUAUUCAAACCUGAAGUGUAAUGGCCUGCUCAUAUUUUGACAACUCAUGUUGAUAAUGUUAUUUCGUUUUUUUUGCAAAGCCAUUAUAAAAAUAAAAAGGAAAUAUCCUGCACA
Molecule: messenger RNA, 1107 nt
Organism: Gymnodraco acuticeps
Lineage: Eukaryota; Metazoa; Chordata; Actinopteri; Perciformes; Bathydraconidae
Gene: mrpl54
Product: mitochondrial ribosomal protein L54
Exons: 3
Coding region: 120-536 (138 amino acids)
Cellular component (GO): mitochondrial large ribosomal subunit
Molecular function (GO): structural constituent of ribosome
Source: RefSeq, a predicted model, not a curated record